UAGUGAGCCCUAACAAUGGAGGAGCGGGACAAGCGGAAGAUCAGUGAGCGACGCCCUCACGCCCAGCGCCCCAAGCGCAUUCACGCCGACACGACUCCACGGGAAGACGAGCACGAAGUGUCCCUGGAAGCGAUCCGAGCUCGAAUUUCGGGAUUGCAAGAGAGGCAUCUACAACUUCGUGAAACGCUCAGUAAGCCAGAGAAAGCUCAAGGCGCAAAAUUGGCUCAAGAGUUCGAUGAAGCUAGAGCUAGCUCUUCAGAGGGGGCGUAUUUGGAAAGCUCUAGUUGGAACGAUGCACUGCUAGAAACCAUCUUUGAGCAGGCUUACAGCGAAAAUAGUUCCGAGAGUGAAAGGAACGACACCGGAAGAUUGCUGUAUCAUAUCGGUCGAAAGGCAAUUUUUAUCUUGAGCAACAGACGCAUCGGAAUCGAAUUCACUCCAGCUUUCUCAGAACAAGAACAAGAACGCUACUACUGUGUUUUAACAACGAAGCCACCGUCCAACAAAAUUUUCGUGAGCAAAGACAACAUUCCAUUUUACUUGAACCUCCGCGAGAUAGAGAAAACUCACUUGCAGCUUAGUGCCACGAAUUUCCUCGACCAUGUUGACAGCCAUCUACAGGCUUUUGUUUGUAGACGAGGACAGAUUCUGGGGCUAAAGCAGCUCCACGGAGACAGUAUUGGAGAUCUUUACCACAGCUUGCCUUACAACCUGAUCAAGUUUUCACUCGACGAACCAACCUGUAAAGCCGACGUCGAGCUCGCCUUUGACAAUCUCGCGUCCGAGUACCCGACGCGGUGCACGGUUUUGGUGUGGUCUCUCGCUCAUCCAGGCCGAAAAGCAAGCGGGCGGCGUGGAACUCGGUCGCAGCAGGCAUCUCAAGCUGCGUCGAUCAAAGUUUCUAAAGCGGAAGAACUCUUGAGAAUGAAACUUCUACCCGAUGCGUAUGAUGAUCUCGUCAAGGAGAUACAAGCAGCGGCUAUGGCAGAAGCUUGAAAAGAAGAGUUCAAUGUUUGAUGUUACUGCCAGACCGUGCAGCGCUGUACGCCAUGUGGCUGUAUGCCGCGCGGUAAGGGCCGUUUGGAAUCGAAUAUCCUUUCAUUUGAGUUCA
Selaginella moellendorffii is the source of this 1111-nucleotide messenger RNA. RefSeq lists its product as uncharacterized. The record is from RefSeq and is a predicted model, not a curated record. NCBI's taxonomy places the organism in Eukaryota, Viridiplantae, Streptophyta, Lycopodiopsida, Selaginellales, Selaginellaceae. Gene Ontology annotation, cellular component: kinetochore; Mis6-Sim4 complex. The coding region runs from base 16 to 996 and encodes 326 amino acids. The transcript has 12 exons.